Drosophila willistoni is the source of this 2068-nucleotide messenger RNA. It is a transcript of the gene Hs6st, whose product is annotated as heparan-sulfate 6-O-sulfotransferase 1. NCBI's taxonomy places the organism in Eukaryota, Metazoa, Arthropoda, Insecta, Diptera, Drosophilidae. Gene Ontology annotation, cellular component: membrane. Gene Ontology annotation, molecular function: heparan sulfate 6-sulfotransferase activity. The coding region runs from base 1 to 1305 and encodes 434 amino acids. The transcript has 5 exons. The record is from RefSeq and is a predicted model, not a curated record.
AUGGGCCGGGCUAUAUUUACGAAUAUCAUUUUACCUUGUGGCAAACAAUGUGAAUUUAAAGUCAUUUUUUAUGUUGCUAUUUAUCAAUCUCAGGUAUGCGCUCUAUCCAAACGCGCUGUGCUGGUUCAAUCUUCGGAUAUGCUGACCUAUAAUGAGCUUCAGCCAUUGCCACUUCAUCAACAGAGCGGUGGCAGUUACAACAACCACAACACCAAUGGCAAUAACAACAACAACAUGGGUGGAAGCACUGCAAUCGCCUCGAAGGCAUCACAACCUCAAAAUAUUAUCGUGAAUUCAGGACUGAGCUAUGAGGAUGUCCUUAAUGAUGAUUUUCAAUUCGAUAUGGAUGGCCAUGAUGUGAUGGUCUUUCUGCAUAUACAAAAAACAGGAGGCACAUCAUUUGGUCGGCAUUUGGUCAGAGAUUUAGACCUUAAGCGUCCCUGCGAAUGCCAGCGACAGCGUAAACGUUGCUACUGCUUCCGUCCGCAUCGUAAUGAGAAUUGGCUCUUCUCACGCUAUUCGACUGGUUGGAAAUGUGGCCUACAUGCCGAUUGGACCGAACUAACCAGUUGUGUGGAUGUGGAGCUGGACAAAAAUGAAGGAGAAACGGCGAAACGACGUUAUUUCUACAUUUCCCUGCUGCGUGAGCCCAUCUCCAGAUAUAUGUCAGAAUAUCGGCAUGUACGACGUGGAGCCACAUGGAAGGGAUCGCGUCACUGGUGUCUGGGUCGCCAGGCCACGGCUAGUGAGCUGCCACCUUGCUAUAAGGGCAAAGAUUGGCUAGAUGUUGAUCUGGAUCAAUUCGCUGGCUGUGAAUCAAAUUUGGCUGCCAAUCGGCAAACCCGCAUGCUGGCGGAUCUAGCCUUAGUUGGUUGCUAUAACAAAUCCUCAAUGCCUGCCCACGAAAGAGAUCGGGUAAUGUUGGCCAGCGCAAAGCGUAAUUUGGCUGCUAUGGCAUAUUUUGGACUGACUGAAUAUCAAAAGAUGUCCCAAUAUAUAUUUGAAGAGACAUUCAACCUGCGUUUUGCCAUACCUUUUGAGCAGCAUAAUACCACAAUAUCGGCGACAGCUGUGCAAAAUUUGCGACACGAUCAGAAGCGUCGCAUCGAAAAGCUCAAUAGCCUGGAUAUAGAGCUUUAUGCAUAUGCCAAGAAUUUGCUUUUUCAACGUUUUGAACGUCUGAAAGCAAAAGACACAAAUUUCGAGCAACGUUAUGCCAAUCUCGGAAAUAUCUACUUCAAGCAAGGUGUUACGGAAUUCAAUUGGGAUAGCAAUCUGGAAGAUGCAAUCAGUACGGAUCAUUGAAGUUGAAACCAAAAAUUAAUAUUUAGCAUUUAGAAUUAAUAUACUCAUUAAUAUCUAUGUUAACGGCAAACAAAGAAACGAAAUGGCUAAAGGCCAGAUGAAGAAAAACAACACAAAGGACUUUAAAUUAGUUAUUAAGCAUUAAUGUUAAUUAUAUAUAUAUUUAACUAUUAUUUACACAACAAAAAAUACAAACAUUUAAAAUCAAAAGCAGAAAAAACAUGCAAAUUAAGGUAAUGGAAAGCAAAUAUCCAUGGCUUGUCUCAUAUAAUUUUAAGUUGAAAAACAAAAACCUACAGAAACCUACAUUUAUAGUAAAGCGAAAUCUCUGUGCGCGUAUUCUAUUAUAACUAAAUUUAAGCGAAAACAAAGCAACUUCAUCUCUACACUAAAACUAAACCUAUUCUUAUAACUAUACAUAGCAUAUACAUAAAUACAUAUAUUCUUCUUCGCUAAUAAGUUAAACAAAAAAAAAACUCGCAAAUACAAAUGAAAACAUCACAUUGCACUUAUUGUAAAUAUAUUUCGAUAACUCUUCAGCCAUAAAUUCAAUUUAAUUGUAAACUGCAUUUGCAUUGAAAACAAAAACGCAACACGCCAUAGUUUAGUUUAACACGUUUAAUUUUUAUGAGUUUUCUAUUUUGUUCCAUUUUAAGUUUAAAUUUAAAUUUUUGUUGUUAUGUCAAGUGUCUCUGCAAAGCCAAAUCCUCACAAAUAAGUUUAAGUGAUUUUCGAUUCAAUAAAGCAUUUAUAUUUACUUUAA